This is a messenger RNA of Ctenopharyngodon idella (grass carp), 867 nucleotides long. RefSeq names its product antioxidant 1 copper chaperone (gene atox1). Gene Ontology annotation, cellular component: cytosol. Gene Ontology annotation, biological process: copper ion transport. Bases 211 to 414 code for a protein of 67 amino acids. The record is from RefSeq and is a predicted model, not a curated record. Lineage: Eukaryota; Metazoa; Chordata; Actinopteri; Cypriniformes; Xenocyprididae. Gene Ontology annotation, molecular function: copper chaperone activity; metal ion binding. The transcript has 4 exons.
AUAUAUAGUAUAGAAGAGUCUUUCAAAAUAUGCGCACUUUGAUCACAUAUAUGUACGUUUAGUUCGUUUUUCAAAUGAACGCUUUGUCAAAAAAUGUUAGUAAUUUAGUGACGAGCCCUAAACUAAACAGCGCGUCAUCUGUACAGCAACAGUCAGUCCCAGCAAAGGCGAGUCUGUAGACUUGAGCUUGCAGAGACAAUCGGAUCGAUCAUGACGACUCACGAGUUUUUUGUUGACAUGACAUGUGAGGGAUGCUCUGGUGCAGUAACUCGAGUGCUUAAAAAACUGGAUGUCAAGUUUGACAUUGAUCUCCCCAAUAAGAAGGUCUUCGUUGAGUCAGACAAAGACACAGAUGUUCUUCUGGAAACACUGAAAAAGACUGGGAAAACUGUUACCUACAUCGGUCCAAAAUGAAAUAUUACACAUUAAAACACUAUAAGGUAGUGAAGCUUUCAUUUUUAUUCUGAUCCUCCUUCUCAUAGUGGUGAUUUUUUAACACAGAAAUAUUGCAGUUGAGAUUACCUAAAGCGGACUUAUGUUCAACUCUAUUUUGAUUCGAUGAACCAUGUUUUAAUAGGUCAGAAUCAUGCUGCUUUGAAGAUUAUGAAGUUAUACUCCCUCAUCGGACCAUACAUCACACAUCAGACAAAUCAACACAUAUCUUCGGGACCAUUGAAGGAGAUCUGUUCAGCAGAGCAUCAUGAUAAGCAGCUAUUAGGCAGAUUUUUUUGUUAAUUAUAUUAAUGCUGAAAUAUAACCGUUUACAAUAUAGUUGUUUUCAUGCCACACUUGUCUGCUUGGAAUUGUUGUAAGUGUCCAGAUGAUGGUUCAAAUAAAGAUUUCUGUAUUUACUUAGAGGAAAACAAA